Diabrotica balteata is the source of this 2949-nucleotide messenger RNA. The record is from the annotation of a GenBank genome assembly. NCBI's taxonomy places the organism in Eukaryota, Metazoa, Arthropoda, Insecta, Coleoptera, Chrysomelidae.
AUGAUUAAUCGAGCACACCCACUUGGACCUCCAAAACCAAAUGGACCUAUAAUAGCUCAUGUGCCAUGGGAUACCGAUAUUUCUAAGAUUCUGGGACAUAUCAAGAAAUUAAGAGGUACUGAAAUUUACAUUGACAGAAACUAUACCAAAGAAGUCAGGGAGAAAAGAUCGAGAUUGAGAGCAAUUAUGAAGAAAAUAAAAGAAAAGAAUAAUGCGCUGAAAAUGAAACUGGUCUUUGACUCGUUAUUGGUGGAAUCCGUUAAGUACAGUUGGGACUGGAGGGAUGGAUUAAAGUGUGAAAAGGAUUAUGGUAUGAAUCGUUUGAAAAUGGACUGGAUUAUCGAUUUAAAUUUCUUGUUUAAUUCUUCAACUAAUAAUAGUGAUCAAGCAGAAGUGAUGGAUCAUUCCGAGAACAUAAAUCAGGAAAACUCUAAUAUCCAGUCGGGGGAAUCAGGGAGAGGAUAUAAGUUAUAUACACAGGCAGCUGUGAGAUUUUCCAAUUUUGGUAGAGCGAGUGGAGGGUGGUUGUGUGGUGUUAAUCAUAAGAUACAACAUAAGUUGAGGGAAGUGAAUGGUCAAAUGAUUAUAGAUAUAAAAGUAGGUAAUGAAAAAGUUAGCAUUAUUCCAAUGUAUCUAAGGCCAGGAGAGUACUGGGAGGAGUGUUUUGAAAAUGUUGAAAGGGUUUUAGUUCAAAAUUCAGAUCAGAAUGUUGAAAAUAGUUUAGUUGUAGGUGAUUUAAGUGCAAGGUUGGGGGAGGAAGGGAUUCUAGGUGAUGAGCUUGAUGAAGAUAGGGUAUACAGAAGGACGAGCCUAAGUGAAAGGAGAGUUUCUAAAGAUAAGAGCUACGACCUUAACGCCGCACUUGGAGUCCAGCGGGUUCAACAUCUCAAUGGUUGUCUUUCUAAUGAUCCUUUCAGGCCAGUCGUAGCGAGCGUGCCUUUAAAAGUCGGCGAAAACUACGCCAGGAGGAGAAUUAAUUAUCUUCCUGACGAAAAUAUAUUAAAAAGAAAAGCAUCUUACGACAAGUUAGAGAAAGAAACCUACAAAAAGAAGACAUGCAGUGAGGCUGUGGAGCUAUUAGAUUACUUAGAAGAUCUGGGAAAACAAUUUAGCAGAUUUACAGGACUAAUACAGGAGUUCCCAAAUACGCCGAGGCCUAUUAAGGAACUCUAUAGGAACCUGAUCAAGAGGCAUGCCCUCCAAAAAAUGGAGCAUUUCAAGAAGUGGUUACAGAUAAAUUCGACUGAACCUAUAGAAAAAAUGAUGGUAGACACGGACACGCAGGUGGACGCUGAUGCCAGUUCAGUAGCUCAGAAACCCGCGACUACGGAAUGUGGCACCCAGACGGACGCGUGGCAUGGCACCCCCAGGGCAGUCAGGGUGACGAGUCUCGAGGGAGUUAACAAUUUUGCUGACUUCCAGAGGCACUCUUUCUACGACUGGCCCGAGAAGGUCUUCAAAAAAACGACGAUCGAAGUUCUGAAUCCGCUGGACUCUAAAUGUAAUGUAAAGGUCGUAGUCCUGGAACCAAAUGACCCCAAAAUGAUGUUCUCCGUACAGAGACUUUAUCGAGACAGGUAUCCAGACUUACCAACCCUUGAAGGAGACUUCGAGGUGCUGGAAAAUUCUACUACUGUAAAAAGGGGAGGGGAGAGAAGGACUAAAGUAGAGAAAGUCAUCCAGCUGUCGUCCAGCACACCCGAGCAACUCUGGCACGCUCUCGAGCGUGUCAGAGACGAGAUAAAACAGGAGGACUCGGUGGCUCUGCACCACGUUAGUUACAUGCAGGUGGUUGAACUACGCAAGAUGGCUGAAGUGAUCUUUACUAACACUAAAGGUACGACGGUACAGAUCUUCACCACGGCCACGCGGCGAGAGAAGCCUACAUAUGGAUUCAUUGUAUCCAAAAAAGACUCAACCUACUCACAACUUCUUGAGGGGGUGGAAAAAGCAGUAGGAGACACGCAAGCUAAAGAAGCAAUCCGAAGCCUACGUAGCACGAGAGACGGAAAUCUGUUAAUAACAAUAGAUAAGGACCAGGGGGCCGCCUCAAUGAUCAAAAACGCGAUAGCGAAUAAGGAGAGUGGACUGACAGCUAAACUCGUUGGAACUGAAAAGCAGGCCAUUAUUCAUUUAAGAGGCAUGACGGCAAACACGGAGGAGGAGCACAUUAAGCUUGCUAUUCAAAGAGAAAUCGGCAAAUGGAAAACAAACUUCGCUAUAAAACAGAUCCGCCCUAUGCGAAACAACACCAAGGCAGCCACGUUCAUCCUUACCGCGCUAGCGGCAAGGCAGAUACUAGACCUAGGACACCUGAAGGUUGGCCUUGCACGGUGUGAAGUGGAGCGAAGAUAUGUCGUUAGGAAAUGCCAGCGCUGUUGGAGCUACCAGCAUGACGUUGCGAGAUGUGAUGGCCCGGAUCGUACCGGGCUCUGCCAUAGGUGCGGAAAAGAAGGCCAUACUUUUAAUACAUGUAAGGAAGAUGAGCACUGCGUUGUAUGCAAUGAGCAGCAUCGGAUAGGUAGCGGCAAGUGCGCGGCCUUCCGUGAGGCUCUACAGAGAGCAAGGAUGGCGGAGCAAAAUAAAAACAUCGAGGCCCCUCCCCCACAGGCGCAUCAGCCUCCCCCAACAACAGAGGUCACCAGCAUGGAAAUUGCCCAAGAGGUACCCGACAUCAAUGAGGUAAACUUGACCGAGAUGCCUACGGACCCAUCUCCCUCCUCAGAGGAGUUGAGGAGAGUGGAUGAGGAGGUAUUCAAUGGGGCUGUCCACUCUACACUUAUGGAGCAGUUUAGCUCUCUUUGCGACAGUGCCGCGGGAGAUAUCGCACGGGUCAAACCCCCAAUUCGUUCGCCUACUCCGUCCCCUCCUUCUUCGGACGGGGACCCAACUGCUUCCACUCCUCAGACAAUAUCCCCUCAGGGCAGCGUCAUAGAUUUGUGCGGAUAG